AUUGGUAAUUUGAGUUUGAAGUUAAUCACUUAGUAUAACGUUCUAGUUGUCCGAACGUGAAUUACAAUCACAGACAAAGACCAGAUAAAAGUUUGUUCUGAUGCAAGUUAGAUCUGGUUCUAGUUUUGAAAACUUCCGUCUGAAUCAAAAUCGACAACACAAGAAGCUGUUUUUGUGGGCUUGAUGACUUCAAAUUCGAACCAAGUACAAACCGUAAGCGCAAGAUCGCUACAAUGGUGAUUGUGAUCAUCAAUGCUCGAAGCUUCUUGGCCAAAAUUUUACAAAAAUGUUAUAUCAGCGUCCACGCCGUUUUCAUCACCCUGUUGCUACAUAUGGUGAAAUCAGCCCACCCAUCUUCGUCAUCCUCCCACCAUCUGUCAGGCGCGAACCAGCAGACCCACAAUGCAGACAACUCUUCUUCUAUGUCCCCUCCCUUCGCCUUUCCCUUCCCAACCAUCGUCUAAACCAUGGCUGGUGGCUUGGAGGAGCAAUCCCAGCCCCUUCUGCAUAAGAUUUCACCAUCAAUACCAACUACGGAGGGUGAGAUCGAUUCAUACCAUUGCCCACCCUUCGGCUUCAACCAUGGGCCGAGGCGCGUCCGCGAUCUCCCUUUCCUUUUUAUCUUCUUCAUCUUGGUCGCCUGCACAUUUGCCUUUGGCGUUUUCUGCGUUGCGCACCGGAAUCCCGACUACCGGAAGUUGGGGUACUUCGCUUUCGACAACAGUACAUCUUCCUGUGUCGAAUCUUCGACCAUUGUCGAUGAAAGAGGAACAUGUUCAUGGUUGAAUGCCGCCAACGUCGUGCCCAAGCUGCUUCUGGAAUACCUGGUGUCGACCCUGGCGAUCACUCUGGCGCUGAGCACGCCACUGAUGUUGGUUCUUCUUCGGCUAUUGAAGAACUACGCAAAGCAGGCGGUCUUCUUGUCGCUUCCACUCUUGGUGAUCAUCCCGCUUCUCGUUAAUGUCUUCUGGUUCAUCACUUGCACCCUUAGCGAGAGUUGUAGGGAAGCCUUUCCACUCGCGCUUCGCAUCUUCGUGCUAGUGUUCGUUUUUGGAGUGGUGGGCGUGAUUUUGUAUAUAAUUUUGGCGAAUUGGCGUAGCAUUGACCUCACUUCGAAGAUCUUGGGGAUCUCGGUGCAUGCUUUGGAGGAGAAUCUCGGGUUGCUUGGCGUCAUGCCGAGCUUGAUGUUUGCUCUGCUCGUCUUCUUCGCGCCGGUAAUAUUUUUUCUGGUUUUUGCACGGUUUAAUGGCAGGAUAGUUCCUCGAUCGAGUGGUAGCUAUGAUGAGCACUUGUGCGUCUGGAAGCAAGACCGAUGGGUGCCGGCAUAUUAUGCACUGGCUAUCAUUACAAUGAUUUGGUCGAUGGCGAUGAUGAUUGAAGCUCAAGUGUAUAUGAUCAGUGGAACUGUUGCACAAUGGUACUUCGCUAAGGAUGCUUCGAUGACGCGCCGUAGGAUUCGGAGUUCAGUCAGGAAUGCAUUUGGUCCUUCCUUUGGCACUGUCUGCUUUUCAGGCUUGUUGAUCUGUGUUGUCCGCAGUGUGCAAAAUAUCAUUGAUAGUGCAAGACGAGAAGAUGCAACUGGAAUAAAUCUUGUUCUACAGCAUUGCAUUGAAUUCCUACUCUCAGCUAUUGAUUUUUUGAACAAGUUCACAAUACACUUCGUAGCUAUAACUGGCGAAGGCUAUUGUUCUGCCUCUAAGAUGACAUAUGAACUCCUUAGACGCAAUCUUCUCUCGGUUGGCUUUGUUGAAGUCUCCACACAUAUGCUUUUGGGAAUCAUGUUUGUUAUAUCAACGAUCUAUGCGAUAAUGGUCUGUGCAAUAUUGAUGACUGUGAGUAAGCUGGGAACUAACGUAUACAUUAUGGCGAUGCAUGCAUGGCUGCUUCUCUUUGUGGUUCUUUCUUGCUUUGUCUAUGUCCUAGACAAUGUCAUCAACACUAUAUAUGUCUGCUUUGCCAUAGACAGGGACAAAGGGGAGGUCUCUAAGCAUGACGUGCAUCAAGUGUAUGGUCUACUUACUCUAACUAAGAGAGAGAGGCUUUUACUUGCGGGAAGAACUUCUUUGGUCUGAUCAGCUUUUGGCAGUCUGUUCUAUCCAAAUGGAAACCAUUUUGGCUAGUGUCCUGUGAUCUGCUAUUAAUGUGGAAUGUUCCAAGGUAUUUCACGUUGUGGAUUUCUUGUUAUGUGACUGUGGUAAGAGUGUUGUUGCUUAGAUUUACAUGGGUGGAUAUGGCAAGGCUGAAUGUUGCCACUGGUUUAUCCGACCAGUAAGUUCUGUGGUAGCUUCAUCAAAUGAAUGAAGUUUUUUCCAGUGAAUGGAGUUCCACAAUAUUUUUUGCAAUUGAAAUCUCUUGUUCCGUUAGUAAUAGGUUGAGUUGUAAUAGAUUUUUAAUUAUGUAAUGUUAUGGGUUGGUUAAG
Nymphaea colorata (pocket water lily) is the source of this 2419-nucleotide messenger RNA. RefSeq lists its product as uncharacterized. NCBI's taxonomy places the organism in Eukaryota, Viridiplantae, Streptophyta, Magnoliopsida, Nymphaeales, Nymphaeaceae. The record is from RefSeq and is a predicted model, not a curated record. The coding region runs from base 468 to 2072 and encodes 534 amino acids. Gene Ontology annotation, cellular component: membrane. Gene Ontology annotation, molecular function: transmembrane transporter activity. The transcript has 3 exons. Gene Ontology annotation, biological process: transmembrane transport.